This is a messenger RNA of Microplitis mediator, 2207 nucleotides long. RefSeq names its product F-box only protein 33. Gene Ontology annotation, molecular function: protein binding. Gene Ontology annotation, biological process: positive regulation of protein ubiquitination; SCF-dependent proteasomal ubiquitin-dependent protein catabolic process. The coding region runs from base 362 to 1720 and encodes 452 amino acids. NCBI's taxonomy places the organism in Eukaryota, Metazoa, Arthropoda, Insecta, Hymenoptera, Braconidae. Gene Ontology annotation, cellular component: SCF ubiquitin ligase complex. The transcript has 5 exons. The record is from RefSeq and is a predicted model, not a curated record.
ACAGCCAGUUAUUAGUCGUUUUGUGUCAUUGUGUGUUCUGGUGUUGGCCCUGGAGACUGUCGCAGUCUCGUACUCGUACGAUGGUCAUAUAUUUAUCUGGUAUUCAAUAAUAAUCGAGGCUUAUUUAAAAAAAAAAAUAUUACAUCGGAAACAACGAGUAGAUUAGAAAAAUUACAAACUACAGAUAUUUGAAUUAACGAGAACGUAAUAACCUGAGACGUUAAUUUAUGACAGCCAUCGCAAGAAAAUAAACUGAAGCAACUAAACCACUGGACUUGACCUCGGCACUAUCCAACCAGCCAUUUAUUAAUCUAAUCUCUAUAGUACUAAAUAUCAACAUACAUAUAAAUUGUUAUUGACAAUGGAACAACAGGACAACGGGUACUACUGGAAUACACUACCCAGUGUUAUUAUGCUGGAAAUAUUUUCAUAUCUUGAACAUAAAGACCGAAUAAAUGCCUCCAUGGUUUGUAAAAACUGGAGACAAGCGCUCUUUCAUCCAGCCUUCUGGAAAGAUAUCACGUUCGUUUUAGAUGACACUAAAAAUUCGUUGUGGUCAAGUUAUUUAGGGGAUUGUUUUGGUCUGAGCGUUCAAAAUGCAACAGUAAGAUGUCAAAUCCCCCACUGCAGUCUCGAGCUAGAAAAAUUACUCCGUAAUUUAUGUGAGAACAGAAAUUUACGUCGGCUUUUUGUCGAGCCAUCGACAUCAACAUUCGAGUGGUCAUUCACCUGCUACGAUGACAUGGAAGCAUUGGAGACGUGGACGGAGUCAUUAUAUCUAUCGAUAAUAAAAAUAAUUGAAACGUCAAAACGUCUGGAGGCACUGACACUCGGUUGUGUUGAAGAAUUAGUACUAAAUGCGGGUGAAGUUCUUGAGAUGUUGGGUUACUAUCACGGAAAACAUCUGACUCAUCUUGGUUUAGCUUCGGUUAAAGAAGAUCCUGAAAACUAUCAGUUUGUGAUAUUAAACAGUAUUACCUUCCAGCAAUUUAUAAGCCUCACUAUCCUUACACUAGACUACGAUUAUUUGAAUGACACGAUGUUGGGGUCAUUGACUAGUGGGACUUUAGAGCGACUUGUUGUUCAUGUUCAUAAUUGGAAGGAAAAUUAUACCGGAACAUCAGACGAUGCCUGGGAAUUGUUUACUCAAAAAAAUCCUCGCUGUGAGCUAAGAUUAAAUUUACUGCACGCCUACACAGGUGUCACCGUCCUAGAACGCCAAAUACUCAAACGUAACAUGCCGCUCACUCACUUCAAGGCUUUAUUCUGUGAAUAUGUUAAUCUUGGAGCUCUUUACACGAUCGCGUCGUAUUAUAGUACGAGUUUGAAGUCUCUUAUGUGGAUUGAUUCUGCAGACAAUAACGAAUUGUCAUUACCACCAACUGAUGGAAAUCCUGAUGGUUUAGUAAUGGUGGCUUGGCGUUGCGUUAAUCUUCAGGAAAUAGUAUACAUUGGUCAUAAAUAUUAUCAUACAAAUUUGCUUGCGAUUGCUCGAUUACGAGGUCACACUUUACGAAGAUUCGAAUUCGCUGAAAAUGAUAUCAAAGAAGAAGAUACGCCGCAUUAUAAAUACAAAGAAGUCAGAUCCGAAAUCAAUAGUAUACUCGGCGGUAAUUGGAAGACAUUCUCCGACUCAGAACUGAUGCCAGUACUGAUAGACGCUAUCGCAGGUGACAGCAGAGAUGUAAUAAUGCCAUUGGUACUCAGUGACGCCAAGUAAUUUAUCGCAAAAAUUAUAAUUUAUAAUUACAAUCACAAUCACAAUCAUAAUCACAAUCAUAAACCAAGACCAGUAAACCAUCAGCAUCAUCGCGGCAAAAAAACAUCAUCGCUAUUUACUAUCAUUUAGAGAACGUAAGUCAAAAAAAAAAACGUCUGUUCACAAAAAUAAUCAAAAGUACGUUCCCUUAUUAUUAUAUUCUAUGCAUUUAAGAACCAUUGCCAAUUAAUGCGAUAGCCAGUGAACAAAAGCUCGUUAAAAAAAUUUAUUAUGUUCCCUGUUCACAAAAGUUGAGUAAAAAUUUAAAUUGCACUUGACUAAAAAUAUUAUUAAAUGAUAAGAAGAGAAAACGUGACGACAUGGACUCUGCUAUCAGGUCCAGUAAGACUCCGACUUAAUCAGUCGUUAAUUAAAUUCGUGGAUUGACACAACGCGUAAAUAAACAAACAAAAUAUAUAUAUUAAAGAGGGAAGUAGAUAAAAAAAAA